This is a messenger RNA of Alternaria ventricosa, 1539 nucleotides long. RefSeq lists its product as uncharacterized. Gene Ontology annotation, biological process: negative regulation of transcription by RNA polymerase II. NCBI's taxonomy places the organism in Eukaryota, Fungi, Ascomycota, Dothideomycetes, Pleosporales, Pleosporaceae. The record is from RefSeq and is a predicted model, not a curated record. The transcript has 10 exons. Gene Ontology annotation, cellular component: ESC/E(Z) complex. The coding region runs from base 1 to 1539 and encodes 512 amino acids. Gene Ontology annotation, molecular function: protein binding; nucleosome binding.
AUGGACUCCAACUUUGAACUGCCUUCGCUGAGGGCCACUUUGAGACUAGGCGCCCCAACCAAGUCUAGGCUGAGCUCUACUCAGUUCUACGAUGUAGACUUCUAUCCCUAUACCGCCCCCGGCCAAGUCCCUGUUUUCGCCGUGUGCGGAGGUCCAUUUACCAUCAUAUGUCGGUGUAAACUUGACAGCAACGGCACCGUCGAGAUCCUGCGGUGGUUUGAAGAUGACGAGGCCACUACUGAACACGGCACGUCCGACGAUAAAGUCAACUACAACAGCAUCGUAUGGUCUCAGGCUGAAAAUGGCGACCCGCUCGUCUGCGUCACAGGAGACUCUCGCAUCAAGGUCUUGAAUGUCCAGACCGGGGAGCUCACAGCAACCCUGAUAGGCCAUGGCGAUUCUGUCAACGAUCUCGCCAUAUCGCCCAUAGACCCGACCAUUCUCGCCUCCGUGAGCAUUGACCAUAGUCUCCGAAUAUGGAGCCUUCACCCCGACCACGAAAAGCAGCCCCUCGGAGCCAUCUGUUACGGGCAAGGCCAUAAGGACCAGGUGCUUACCAUUGCAUACCACCCGAAAGGCCGGUACAUCCUAACAGCGGGUAUGGAUACCAGGAUCAAUUUGUGGGCAGUACCCGAAGACCUCAAAGAACACGCUGGCACCGACAAGCCGGCCAUAGUGCACUAUCCGCACUUUUCCACUACCGAGAUACACACUGACUUCAUCGACUGUGUUCAAUGGUAUGGUGACUUGAUCCUCAGUCACGCAUGUCGCGAGAACAAGAUUAUACUUUGGGGUAUCGAUCGAUUCAAUUCCAAUCGGUCUACGCCUCCUCCGCCAGUCCCCACAUCGAGCGCGGUCCACAGUAGAACCCCUGUAACAAUUCCCGCGAACUCGACCUCAAAUACACGGUCUGCAUGGGGCGGACGCUUCCAGAGACUUCUGCAAUUCGACUUGCCGCACACGAACCAGUUCUACAUUCGCUUCUCUGUCUUUCACGAGCUUGGCCGCCAUCCGAUUCUAGUUGCGGGCAACGAGAGAAGCAAGACCUUCUUUUGGGACUUACAGCGACUAGAGAAAUCGGGUACCGGAGAAGAUGAAUCCCUGACUUCGAAAGGCUUACCGCUCAGCCUACCUAGACACGUGCGCGAAGGAAGCUCGGCAUCUACUGCCUCGUCUGCUAUCAGUACAGGCUCGGGUAAUACCAAGACCAAACAGAAGCGGCAGAACGAGCAGUCUCACGAUCGAGGCAUAUCCGACCCCUUUCGCUCGAUCAAAGCACACAAGAUUGUCGAGACUCCAAAGUACAAAGCCUUCGCGUUCCGUCACUUCGCCUGGAGCCGUGAUGGUCAAUGGUGCGUCGGCGCCGGUGACUGUGGGACCAUCAAUAUAUUCAGCCGUUGGGAUUCUCUUCCUCCAAUCGACACAGACAGGGAAAUCCCUACACAGGAGGAUGACGGCCUACAGAUCAGUCAGUCCAACCGCACACCAACAUCAGCCGCGCGCACGGCCGAUGUCGAACUCAGUACGAGCAUCAACUGA